Messenger RNA from Drosophila bipectinata, 1105 nucleotides. RefSeq names its product dystrobrevin binding protein dysbindin (gene Dysb). Gene Ontology annotation, cellular component: cytoplasm. Lineage: Eukaryota; Metazoa; Arthropoda; Insecta; Diptera; Drosophilidae. Gene Ontology annotation, biological process: negative regulation of protein kinase activity. The record is from RefSeq and is a predicted model, not a curated record.
CUUACUCUCUGACCGAUUUCUCUGCAAACAGCUGAUUCUUUAUUUACCACUAAAUUGUCGACGGAAAACGCCACCGAGGAAGUCAAUUAGCAAGUUAAACACCUUAAUUUAUGUAAAAUCCACGUCUAGACAAUGUUCGGAAGCCUUAAAAAGAAGCUGAGCAGUGCGAUUCAGGAGGGACUGGUCAUCUCCGAGAAUUUGCAGCAGCAAUAUCGCCAGCGUGUCAGUUCUGGAAACUCGGGUAGUCAACCAUCAAGCGCCGCCACUACUCCCACAUCACCAUUGGGUCUCAAUGAAAGUCUGUCCUCGAGCCGCAGCAGCAAUCUCUCUCUAAGUUCCCCUUUCCAACUGGCAGAUGGAAUUCCAACGCAUUUAAACGUGGCUGCAGGUUGUGGUUUGCUGGCCAAAUACGAAGAUGAUUGGCAGAAAAUCCAUGUGGCCAAUGAGGAGAAUGCGGAGAAGGCCUCGGCUAUUGCCAAUCAGAUCUCUGGAGUGCAACAAAAGGCUAGUAACCAACGAAAGAUCAUCAGCGAGUUGAACAGCAGUCUGGCGGGGAUCCCCAGUUUGAUAUCACAGCUGAAGGCCAGCACGAAAACCCUGCAAUCUUUAGAGGAGAUGGGCAACCAAUUGGAGGUGGAAUUGGAGAAGCUGGAGGAUCUGUGCGAGGAGUGCGAGCUGCAGGAGUUUAUGCUCGAGCAGCAGUUCCAGCUAUCCCGUCACAAACAGAAGAAACUCAACGAUUUGGAGCAGUACAGGCAAAAGAUAGCCACACAGCACCAGACCAGAAUCCAGGACCACGAGCAAAAGCUACUAAAACUGCAGAGAGAAAGACAGGCUGUUUUUGACGAUGCAUUUCGGAACGACAUGGAGGAGUACAAACAGCACGGGCAACUGACGAAAAUUCAAACCACCGGAAAUGCAACCAAACUGGAGGAGGUAGUCCUUGAGCCCACCGAGAGGGAGGCCCACGAUGCCUUGGAACAGUUUCUUAAUGGAUAAUAGGCUCGGCCUUUUUAUUAAAGACUCCAACCUGUGCCUUAAAGUGCAAUAUGCAGCGUAAUUUGUUAAUAAAACUAUUUUUGGGGAGAACCUCUUUUGUAUGUAG